Molecule: messenger RNA, 2229 nt
Organism: Malania oleifera
Lineage: Eukaryota; Viridiplantae; Streptophyta; Magnoliopsida; Santalales; Ximeniaceae
Product: phosphoinositide phospholipase C 6
Exons: 9
Coding region: 333-2093 (586 amino acids)
Biological process (GO): phosphatidylinositol-mediated signaling; lipid metabolic process
Molecular function (GO): phosphatidylinositol-4,5-bisphosphate phospholipase C activity
Source: RefSeq, a predicted model, not a curated record
GACAAAGAUCGGCGCGAGAGAGACCUGACAGAAAAAAAGCAAAGGCCAUUUUCCGUGCAGAGAAUAGAAUGUAGAGAGAGAGAGAGAGAGAGAGAGGGGAAGAGCAGAGCAGCGACCGAUCGAGCUUCAAAAACUCCUCAAAUUCAGGCACCCUCAAAAACCCUCCUUCAAUUUUUCUUUCUAACUCCAGAAUCGGAGAAUUUCGGAAUCCGAAUGGCCAAGAAUCCGUUCUCGGCUACACGGAUUGGCUAUUAUAUUGAAUAAAACAGAAAAAAAUUCAUGUGAGAAUCGAGCUGAGAGUCAAUUUGAUUCCAUUUGAUCGUUUGAAAGAGAUGAAGAGCCACAAGAAGGCCUACAAUUACACCAUGUUCAAGUGCUUCACCCGCAAGUUCAAAUGCAGCGAGGCGGAGCCACCCGCCGACGUCAAAGAGGAGUUCGCGAGGUUCUCGGGGGGCGAUCUCCAUAUGUCGCCGGAGCAAUUCCGGCGGUUCUUGGUUGAGUCUCAGGGAGAAUUGGAGUGUACCCUCUCCGAUGCGGAGAGGAUAGUGGGCCAAGUUAUCCAUAGAAGGCACCACCUCACGAGGCACACCAGGCACGGUCUCGACCUCGACGAUUUCCACCAUUUCCUCUUUUCCCAUGAUCUGAAUGCUCCCAUUGUAUCCCAGGUGCACCAUGAUAUGACUGCUCCAUUGUCACAUUAUUUCAUAUAUACGGGUCACAAUUCCUACCUAACAGGGAACCAAUUGAGCAGUGAUUGCAGUGAUGCCCCAAUCAUAAAGGCAUUGCAAAGAGGUGUGAGGGUUAUCGAACUUGAUUUAUGGCCGAAUUCCACAAAAGAUGAUGUUCAAGUAUUUCAUGGAAGGACAUUGACUGCUCCUGUGGCACUUAUUAAAUGUCUGAAAUCCAUAAAAGAGUAUGCCUUCGUCGCAUCUCCGUACCCCGUCAUAAUAACUCUGGAAGACCAUCUUACACCAGAUCUUCAGGCUAAAGUGGCUGAGAUGGUCGCUCAAAUGUUUGGAGACAUGCUUUACUAUCCCGAGUCAGAAUUUUUAGCAGAGUUUCCCUCUCCUGAAGAAUUGAAGCAUCGAAUUGUUAUUUCAACCAAACCUCCAAAAGAAUAUCUUGAAUCCAAGAAUGUCAAGGACAAGGGAACUGUCUCUCCUAAAGAAAGAGACUCAUCUGAAGAAGAACUAGCAGGGAAGGAAAGGCUAUCUGCAGCUGAAUCGGAUGCCGGUAACAGGAGUGAUAGUGAUCAGGAUGAUGAAGAUGUCUUUGACCGUAAAGCACCUGAAUACAAGCGUCUAAUUGCAAUUCAUGCUGGUAAACCGAAAGGUGGGCUAAAGGAGGCAUUAGAAGUUGGAUUUGAUAAAGUUAGACGUCUUAGUUUGAGCGAGCAAGCACUUGAAAAAGCUGCCACAAAUCAUGGGGCUGAUGUUGUGAGGUUCACACAGAGGAAUAUUUUGAGGAUAUACCCUAAAGGAACCCGAUUCACCUCCUCAAAUUACAAACCACUUAUUGGGUGGACACAUGGAGCUCAGAUGGUGGCCUUCAAUAUGCAGGGAUAUGGAAAAUCACUCUGGAUGAUGCAUGGAAUGUUUAGAUCAAAUGGAGGCUGUGGUUAUGUGAAAAAACCUGGUUUUCUGAUGAUGAGAGGUCCACGUGAUGAGGUUUUUAAUCCUAAAGUUGUAUUGCCAGCAAAGAAGACAUUGAAGGUGAAAGUAUACAUGGGUGAUGGAUGGUGUUUGGAUUUUAGCCCAACACACUUCGACACAUAUUCCCCACCUGACUUUUACACAAAGGUUUAUAUACUUGGAGUGCCACAAGAUUAUGCCAAGGUGAAAACAAAGAUAAUAGAGGAUAACUGGGCACCUGUCUGGAACGAAGAGUUCUCAUUCCAAUUGUCUGUUCCUGCAUUGGCCUUACUUCGAAUUGAAAUAAGAGAAUACGACAGGUCGGAGAAGGAUGACUUUGGAGGGCAGACAUGUUUGCUGGUGUCGGAGCUUAGACCCGGGAUUCGGGCAGUCCCCCUGUUCGACAAGAAGGGAAAGAGGCUCAAACAUGUGAGGCUCCUUAUGAGAUUUCAGUUUGUAUGAGCUGUAAUGUUUACCUUCUUGGAAGGAGUAGUGGUGUCUUAAUGAAACUUUGUCAUCAGAUUGUUGUAUAUAUAUAUAUAUACUAGUGAAAUGUCAUUUUGAGUAGCUGAAAUAUAUCUUCAGAUUUCAUGAAUAA